AUGGUCCAGAACUCUGAGUAUUUCUUAACCAAUGGCAAUGUGAACAGACACCUGCCUUGUGAUGCAAAUACGAUAAAACAGGAUGUCGAGGUUCCAAGAGUUUUGGGUGCAAACCUUCAAAACGCCUAUUGGAUUACACAGACUACGUCAGAUCGAUGUAUCCAACAUGUGCUGAGAAAGAUACCCAUUUUCAAAGCAAUUUGGUUUUCACGAGAGGCAACUGAGUCUCUCGUUUAUGGUAUUCUACAAAUGAAUGUGCUGCACACAGACCGCCUCAUGUUUCAGUUGGCACGAUAUUCGAGAUAUCGCAGGGUUGCUGGAAACUCUUCGGAAGGAGCGUCUCGAAGGUUAAAGUCGUUGUCUCAAGAGUCACUAAAACAUAAACGAGUGCCGUGA
This is a messenger RNA of Opisthorchis viverrini, 396 nucleotides long. RefSeq lists its product as hypothetical. The record is from RefSeq and is a predicted model, not a curated record. Bases 1 to 396 code for a protein of 131 amino acids. Lineage: Eukaryota; Metazoa; Platyhelminthes; Trematoda; Opisthorchiida; Opisthorchiidae. The transcript is spliced from 4 exons.